UUUUUAGCAGAGCUCUCCGAGGCUGCCAUGUUGUCUGCGAGGCAAACGUCUCUCCCCCGGAGCAGAGAGGCACUGAGUCACGGUCCUGGUCUCUGCAGCUGUGCGGCUCUCAGGUUCAACGUGUUGCUUAAUUAGGACAUCCCGGAAGAGGAGCCGGUGCAGCGCGCAGCUGAGUGACGGGGCAGGGGAGCAGGAGGGGACCGCAAGACAGCAGCGAACUGCCACGAAUCCGUCCCGGCGUAAUCACACCCCUAAAGAUCCGGACAGAAAUUUACCGCGGACCAGACCAGGGAGGUUUGUCUUCAUGGAAGGAUUAAUGCAGCGCCUGGAGCGAGCUGUGACUCGCCUCGAGCAGAUGUCAGCGCAGGCGUCCAGCGGGAUGGCCAACGGGGACUGUGUCAACGGCAUUGAUGGAGGUCUGUCUCAGUGCGUGGAGGCCUUCGACGUGCUGAUGAGUGGCCCGGUGUCAGACUACCUGAACAACAGCCGCGCCAUAGGGAGCGAGGUGGAGAAGCAUGCAGAGAUGGUGAUGAACGCCUUACAGACUCAGAGAGCUUUCAUCAAGAUGGCUGCCACACACCAGGAACCAGCGCAGACAGAGCUCCAGGACCUCUUGAAGCCAAUUUCAGAUCACAUCCAGGAGAUUCAGAGCUUCAGAGAAAGAAACCGUGGCAGCAGCCUCUUCAACCACCUUUCAGCCGUCAGCGAGAGCAUCCCCGCACUGGGCUGGGUGGCCGUGAGUCAGAAGCCUGGUCCAUAUGUAAAGGAGAUGAACGAUGCUGCCACCUUCUACACCAACAGAGUGCUUAAGGACUACAAGGAAACAGACAGACGCCAUGUGGACUGGGUGCGCUCCUACCUGUUGAUCUGGACUGAGAUGCAGGCGUUCAUCAAACAGCACCACACGACAGGUCUGGUGUGGAGCAAGAGUGGCCCCAUCGCUCCUGCUUCUCUCUUUGAUUCGCCCCCAGCCCCGAAUGCACCCUGUCCACCUCCACCACCUCCUCCACCCCCUGGCCCUCCUCCGGUGUUCACCGAUGACGACGCCAAGCCUCAGGCGGACGCCGCCGUAGCCCAGCACUCCGCGCUAUUUGCCCAACUCAACCAGGGCAUGGACAUCACUAAAGGUCUGAAGCAUGUGUCAGAUGACCAGAAGACCCACAAGAACCCCAAUCUGCGUUCUCAACAACCAACAACAGCCAAAGGCAAGAACGCGGGGCCUGUGGCUUCACCCACUACACCUGCCCAGAAAAGACCCCCUCUGCUGGAGCUGGAGGGGAAGAAAUGGAGGGUGGAAAACUUUGAGCAGAAGCACGACCUGGUGAUCGAGGAGACGGAGCUUAAACAGGUGGCGUACGUCUUCAGUUGUAAUAACUCCACCCUGCAGAUUAAGGGCAAAAUAAACUCCAUCAUCAUUGACAACUGUAAGAAGCUGGGUGUGGUUUUUGAGAACGUUGUUGGGAUCGUGGAGAUCAUUAACUGCAAAUCGAUUCAGUUGCAGGUUUUGGGAACAGUUCCCACCAUUUCCAUCAACAAGACCGAGGGCUGCCAGGUCUACCUGAGUAAGGACUCCGUCAGCUGUGACAUUGUCAGUGCCAAGAGCUCUGAGAUGAACAUCAUGAUACCUGAAGGAGAGGACGAUUACAGGGAGUUCCCAGUGCCGGAGCAGUUCAAGACUGUGUGGAAUGGAGCCAAACUGGUGACAGAACCCACGGAGAUCGCAGGCUGACUUUGUCGUCCAUAGAACACAAAUAUAUUUCCGUCCUCCUGAUGUUAUCCCUCAGACAUACAGUGCUGUGAAAAGUACUUUCCCCCUUCAUAACUUUUUUUGUAUAGUUGUCACAUGUUUUUAGAUAAUGAAACUUUAAUCAAGUUUUAAAAUUAGAUAUAUUGUUCUCUGCUGACCAAACAGAACACAAAGGCUCAUCUCGUGCCAAAAAUCAUCCUGGUGGCCCCUGAGACUUUUGAGCAAAUAUUCUGUGGGCUGACAGGACAAAAGCUGAACUUUCUAGAAAGAUUGAGCCAUUUAAACUAACACAGCAUUUCAUAAAGAGAAGAUCAUACCAAAAGUAAAACGUGGUGGCAGUGGUUGCUUUGCAGCUUCGGGACCUGAAUGACUUCUGGGCGACUCUGCUCUCUACCAGAAAAUGUUGACGGAGAAUCUUCGGCCAUCAACGGUGCUCAGGAAACUCAAGGACAUUUGGCUUAGUCAGUAGGACAAUGAUCCAAAAUACAUCAGGAAGUCCACCUCUGAAUGGCUCAAAAACCAAAAACAAAUAGAAGGUUUUGGAGUAGUCCAGUCAAAGUCUGAACUUAAAUCAGACUGAGAUGCUGUGGCACGACCUUUAACACAUUGGAGAGUCUUCAAUGUGGCUGAAUUAAAAGAAUUCUGCAAAGAUGAGUUGUCCAAAAUCCCUCCACAA
Haplochromis burtoni (Burton's mouthbrooder) is the source of this 2423-nucleotide messenger RNA. RefSeq names its product cyclase associated actin cytoskeleton regulatory protein 2 (gene cap2). Gene Ontology annotation, cellular component: cytoplasm. Gene Ontology annotation, biological process: regulation of adenylate cyclase activity; cell morphogenesis; cytoskeleton organization. The record is from RefSeq and is a predicted model, not a curated record. The transcript has 13 exons. Lineage: Eukaryota; Metazoa; Chordata; Actinopteri; Cichliformes; Cichlidae. Gene Ontology annotation, molecular function: adenylate cyclase binding; actin binding. Bases 305 to 1729 code for a protein of 474 amino acids.